This is a messenger RNA of Salvia splendens (bonfire salvia), 1976 nucleotides long. Its product is annotated as dol-P-Man:Man(7)GlcNAc(2)-PP-Dol alpha-1,6-mannosyltransferase. The coding region runs from base 174 to 1721 and encodes 515 amino acids. Lineage: Eukaryota; Viridiplantae; Streptophyta; Magnoliopsida; Lamiales; Lamiaceae. Gene Ontology annotation, cellular component: endoplasmic reticulum membrane. Gene Ontology annotation, molecular function: alpha-1,6-mannosyltransferase activity. The record is from RefSeq and is a predicted model, not a curated record. The transcript is spliced from 21 exons. Gene Ontology annotation, biological process: protein N-linked glycosylation.
CGAUCGACUUCGAGCUGCUGCACGUCACCUGCGCCGUGAUUUUCCGGCAGGACAGAACUAAUUGGAGGAGGUGUGUGCCCUGCGCCGCCAUUUCCGCCGGCACGGCGGUGCCAAUUUGGGGUUUCGAGAAUUAGGAAUUUGGUCUCUGGGUUUUGCAGUCUACAGAAGACGAAAUGGCGCUAAGUUCCAAUUCAAUGCAAAUUUAUGGUUACGAUCUGUUGCUGGGGCUAAUUGCUGCGUUUUACGUGUUCAUGGCGCCUUACACUAAGGUUGAAGAAAGCUUCAACGUUCAGGCAAUGCACGACAUUCUGUACCACCAGCAUCAUAUAGAAAAGUAUGAUCAUUUGGAAUUUCCUGGAGUAGUCCCUCGUACAUUUAUUGGUAAGUUUUUUUAUGCUUUUGUCUCCAAUGCCUUCAGUUACUUGCUAUGCCAAUUCCGUUUGGGCUCCAUUCUCGUAUCAACUCUGGCUUCUCCAUUUGUGCUAGCUGCUAGUUUAUUGCAGUUUCCAAAGCUAUACAGUCUUUAUGCAGCUCGUUUGGUGUUAGGCUUCAUCAUAUUGUCUUCGUUGCGUUUCUUUCGUAUUCAGAUCAGGAAGAACUUCGGAUCUCAAGUGGAAGCUUUUUUUGUAAUAUUGAUUGCAAUUCAGUUUCACAUGCUGUUCUACUGCUCACGCCCGCUUCCUAACAUCUUGGCAUUUGGCUUAGUAAACUUGGCAUAUGGGUAUUGGUUUCAGAAAAGGUUUUAUGCAGCAUUGAAUUCUUUGGUUUUUGCCACCAUCAUUUUUAGAUGUGACAUCCUGCUACUUGUUUCACCACUGGGGCUUGAGCUUUUGCUGUCUAGAUCUAUUUCAUUGCGGAAAGCUGUAAUUUCGUGCUUGAUAGCUGCUUGCUCUUUCAUAGGAUUGACAGUGAUGGUUGAUUCAGUCAUGUGGAGGAGGAUAUUAUGGCCUGAGCUGGAAGUCUUUUGGUUUAAUUCAGUGUUGAAUCGAAGUUCUGAAUGGGGUACUCAUGCUCUUCACUGGUACUUCACAUCUGCUCUUCCCCGCUCCUUGCUGGUGGCGUAUCCACUGUCUGUGCUAGGUUUAUUUCUUGACAGAAGGAUUCGGAUCUAUGUUAUUCCUGUUUUAUCUUUUGUUACUCUCUACUCGAAGCUUCCACACAAGGAACUCCGAUUCAUUAUUAGCUCUCUUCCUAUCUUCAACCUAUCUGCUGCAAUUGCUGCUAGCAGAAUCUACAACAAUCGGAAAAAGAGUUUAUGGAAAUAUCUUAACACUGCCAUGCUGGGUCUGUUCCUGAUCAGUCUAGGGUGCACAAUCUUAAUGUUUAUGGCAUCAUACGAGAACUAUCCUAGCGGCCAUGCCCUAAAAGUUUUGCAUAAGAUGGGGCAUUUGGAACACAAUUCAAAUGAACUCUGGGUUCACAUCGACACGUUCUCAGCAAUGAAUGGAGUCUCACGCUUCUGUGAAAAUCAUGCUCCGUGGCGGUACUCUAAAGAAGAAGGGAUUCCUCUUGAAGAAUUUCAGCGAAGAAACUUUACUUACCUUUUAAGCGAGCAUGCUCAAAUAAAUGGUUACAAGUGUCUACUUAGCACGACUGGAUUUUCUGGGACUCGUCUUCACGCUGGAUUUCCUCCCGUAUCGCUGGUUAAAAAACCGAAGGUUUAUGUACAUGGAAACACGAAUAACAACGGAAUAAUUCACAGAAGCUGGCCAGGAUGCUGAUUUACAGAUCCUUGAGGUAAAUUCUCAGGUUGUUGUAAGAAACAUAGACAAAGUGACUGGGAACCUUCCGCUGCUACAAUACCUUAAAACGACGAAAAAUCGUCACAAUUUGUUUAGAUCUUCAUAAAUAUUUCAUAUCUGUAAUUUAGAGAUAUAGUCCUUAUUGCUUAGUGCUACACUUUAAUGAGACCUCUUCCUUUCAUGAUGUAGCUAAUUGUGUGUGCUUGAUAUUCAAUCAUUUAAGUUUAAUAGUAA